AUGCAACCUUUCCCUCGUGUUGUUGAAGAAAUAAAACGACAAGUUACAAAGACUUAUUUCGAUCUUAAUUUACACGACGAAAAUAAUCUUGUAAUUAAAAUGACAGAUGUUGAUGAUCCUUUUUAUUAUUUUCUUACGAGUAUCAACAUUAUCGAAUUGCAACAUUUGAAAAUGAAUAAAAAAAUACCAACAAAUCUACACCAAUAUUUCAUCGACAUCGUUGAUCUCAUGAAGCUAUGUUUCAAUGAUGAUUCCAAUGUAACUGCUUCAAAUAAUACCAAGUGA
Molecule: messenger RNA, 285 nt
Organism: Rotaria socialis
Lineage: Eukaryota; Metazoa; Rotifera; Eurotatoria; Philodinida; Philodinidae
Source: the annotation of a GenBank genome assembly